Messenger RNA from Dipodomys spectabilis (banner-tailed kangaroo rat), 4535 nucleotides. It is a transcript of the gene Timp3, whose product is annotated as TIMP metallopeptidase inhibitor 3. The transcript is spliced from 5 exons. Gene Ontology annotation, molecular function: metalloendopeptidase inhibitor activity; protease binding. The record is from RefSeq and is a predicted model, not a curated record. Gene Ontology annotation, biological process: negative regulation of endopeptidase activity; negative regulation of membrane protein ectodomain proteolysis. Lineage: Eukaryota; Metazoa; Chordata; Mammalia; Rodentia; Heteromyidae. Bases 98 to 733 code for a protein of 211 amino acids. Gene Ontology annotation, cellular component: extracellular matrix.
CGCCGGCGCGCGGCUCCCGGGCGGACAACUUCGGAGGAGGCGAUCGGCGCCGGGUCCCUGCAGCGCGGAGCGGGCAGCGCUGGCCACGGCGGCGGCAAUGACUCCCUGGCUCGGGCUCGUCGUGCUCCUGGCUGGCUGGAGCCUGGGGCACUGGGGUGCCGAGGCGUGCACGUGCUCGCCCAGCCACCCCCAGGACGCCUUCUGCAACUCCGACAUCGUGAUCCGGGCCAAGGUGGUGGGGAAGAAGCUGGUGAAGGAAGGGCCCUUUGGCACACUGGUCUACACCAUCAAGCAGAUGAAGAUGUACCGGGGCUUCACCAAGAUGCCCCAUGUGCAGUACAUCCACACAGAAGCCUCCGAAAGUCUCUGUGGCCUUAAGCUGGAGGUCAACAAGUACCAGUACCUGCUGACAGGCCGUGUCUACGAUGGCAAGGUGUACACUGGGCUGUGCAACUUCGUGGAGCGGUGGGACCAGCUCACUCUCUCUCAGCGCAAGGGGCUGAACUAUCGCUACCACUUGGGCUGCAACUGCAAGAUCAAGUCCUGCUAUUACCUGCCUUGCUUUGUAACCUCCAAGAACGAGUGUCUCUGGACCGACAUGCUCUCCAAUUUCGGUUACCCUGGCUACCAGUCCAAACACUAUGCCUGCAUCCGGCAGAAGGGUGGUUACUGCAGCUGGUACCGAGGAUGGGCCCCCCCGGACAAGAGCAUCAUCAAUGCCACAGACCCCUGAGCCCAGAACCUGCCCUGUCUCACCUCUCUCCCUUCCCGCUGAGCAUCCCUUGGACACUAACUCUUCCCAGAUGAUGACAGUGAAAUUAGUGCCUGUUUUCUUGCAAAUUUAGCACUUGGAACACUUAAAGAAAAGCCUAUGUUGAUUAUGGAAUUGAUUUGGAGCUAUCUUCCCGGUCCCCCCCACCCCCACAUACACACACCUCCUACUCCAUACCCCCUAACCCUUUCUUUUUGGUUUUGACAUUAUCCAUUUUCACCUGGGAAUUUCUGGUGCCAUACCAGAAGGAAUGAGGAAUGUAUACUCCCUUUCUUCAUGAUAUAUAAUCUAUAUUUUUUUAGGAAAACAAAAAUCGAAAAAUCUAACCCAUUUGGGCAUUGUAAUCACUACUCUUCCUUCUUCUUCCCCAUUUGGCCAUCUCCCCAGACCUCCCUCCAUCCCUCACCUUUCUCCUGCACCCGAGUACACAAAGGUCAUAGAUGAGGAAGUUGCCAGAAGGCCAAACUGUUUCUGGAUCAGUCAGGAGCAGGCACCCAGCAGAUAGGCUUGAGGUACGCAGAAGGUCUUAUUUGCAGAGGAGAUGCGAUUGCAUAUCCUGACCAGACUGUCUGUCUAUGUGCAACAGAGCGAGGCGAGCAAAGGAACAGACAGUGGGAGUAGGUCUCAAAAGACAUGCACAGUUCCUCCAGCCCCGUGAGGCUUGAGUUGGCCAGAUGUUUCUGAGUCUAGAGCAAAGUAGCCUGGCCAGAGCUUUCUGUGUUGAUAAAGACUUAAACAUCUGCCUGAGAUCAGCAGGCAACUUGCCUGUCUGUUCAAAAACUCAGGUGAAGGGCUAAGACAAAUCUCUCUCCUCUCCCUGCCUCCCAUAAGACAUUGUGGUCCUUGGGAAAGCUGCUGGGGGAGGUUUGGCUGGGAGUUUGCCUGUAUGUAAAUUGGAGAAAUGCACAUACUGUACACUAUCCACAGAUAUAGCCAAGUAGAUCUGGGUAGCAAAUACUUUUUUUUUUUUCCCAAGGUAGCAUUUAGCUCAUCUAGGGGGAAUGUGUUUGUAUACACAUUUGCAUAUACCCACACGAGGAUAUAAGCUAAUUUUUUUUUUUUACAGGACACAGAAUUCUAUUCAAUACUGUUAAAUAUGCCAAUAGUUUAAUUGCUUCUCUUUUGCUGUUGUUGCUUGUUUGAAGAAAAUCAUGACAUUCCAAGUUGACUUUUUUUUUCAUUUUAAUUAAAAUUUGAAAUUCUGAACACCCUCUUUUUCCCUAUAACUGGGGUCAUCUGACCUCUAGCCUUUUCUUUUCCUCUUGCUUCCUGUUUGGGGGAGGGUCUUCACUUCACUGCCUUACUGUCUGGCAGGUGGCAGGUGGUCAGAGGUCUUCACACAAAGACGGACAGCCAAGUGUCCUGCCUUGGCUCGAUGGCCACCUCUCCUGGGCUUGGGGACAGUCUGCUGUCCUCCUCCAGUUCAUUGGUGGGUAACUGCCACCUCCUGGGGUCCUCAGUUCAUGGAAUUACUAUGGGAGGUCCCUGGGGAAGCCUGGCUGUGCCAUCAGCUGUAGGGUUUUUGUUGUAUUUUUUUGGAAAUAAAACUAUAAUAUAAAUUCUCCUAUUAAAUAAAAUUAUUUUAAGUUUUAGUGUCAAAUGUGAGCUGUGGAGAGUAGGGGAUCACGUGUAUUUUACAGAGUUGUGGGGGGUGACAGGAUGGCGACAUUGAAGGUGAUGACUGUCUCUUUUUUGUUUUUGUUUUUUUUUUCCUUCAGAUUAUGGGUAUUUAUCCUCUAUUAGUAUUUGUAUCUUCAAUUCAUUCCACUUUAGGAAACAGAGCUACCAACUGAAACAAGAGUAGGGGAGAAGAAAAGGCAGACAACAAGAUGUAGUAUGUCUCUCACACACAAUGUCCAGGCAAGAGGUUUGGCAGGACCCCACAGCAGGAAGACAGUGUAGGGGUUGGGUUUCCUUGCGAUCGACUUCACUACUGUGCAACUGUCUCCUGUGCUCCCGCCGUUUGGCAAAGGAGGAUGGGAGGUGUGGCCUUCUCCAUGAAGCUGUAGAAGCGGAGGAGUUGAGGCCAGCAAGCCAAUGCUUCUAAGAUAUUUGGUGUUCCUCAGACUUGGUGUUUAGGACGAUCACGAUUUCAAUCCCAAAAGUUUUGCAAGGUGGAGCUCAAGCUCCUAGUCCAACCUACAUGAACGCCUUCUGCCAGUGCCCCCAGAGUGUCUUCAGCCAGGCAAUUGGCCCUUCUUGGUCCCUGGUGUGGUCACCCCCACUCCCACGAAGGGGGACUCAGGGUAAGGCCUGAACACGAGACCCCUGAAGUUUCUCUGCAGCGUAAAUCAACUGGCAGAACCAUAGCCCCACCAGCAAGGCCCUGAGAGGAUGUCCCGGGCUACAAAAGGUCUUUUGCAAAUUGCUAUGGUCAGAGGGUGGUUUGGAGCUUUCUAUAAGCUAUAGCGUUGUUUAUUUCCUCUGUUCAUUUACUGUAUAAUGUAAAGUCAUUUCUGUAGCCGAGACACCUCUGUAUUUCAACCCUAUCGUGAAUGUUUUAUUUUGCUAAAUCUUAUGUCAUGUGUAGGCUGUAAUAUGUGUACAGUGUGUCUGAAAAAGUAAGAAAGAAAAAGAAACCCACAUGCCACCAUUUUCCUGAAUCAAAUUCUACAGUGGAAUAGACAGUAAAGUACUUCUAUGCGGGCAGGCAGCUAGGCUGGCAAAUUGGGGAGUUAGAACUCACAAAGAAGCCUCCUUCCUAUCUGAAUCCCAUGGGUUCCCUGAGUAGAAAGGAGAGAGGGGGAAAAUAAAGAACAUACUCAUGUCCUUGCUUUGUAUCACGUAUAGUCCUGGGCCAUCCUCCACCAUCAACCCUUGUCCCCUCUCCCUCUCCAAGUCCUUUAACCCACUCAUUUGAGAAGCCAUAUUUUUGCCCCAGAGUCCAGGCCCUUGGAAACUCUUUGAUUUCAAGUUCUUUUCUGCGUUCUCUGGGCAUCAGUUCUGCUUUCCCAUCAAGGGAACUCUAUGUCCAGGCUCUUCUCUCCCAGACCAGCGCUCUGCUAUGGGAACUCCCCUGAUCUUUACCCCUCUCAAGCAAUCUCUGCCUUGCCUUAUGAUGACUGAAUGAAUGACAGCCCAGGAUAUCUCCAUUUCCCCUGUCAAUCAUUCUUUAACCACAAAGGAAACACGUGACUUUUUUGAAAUAGCUCUGUCUAGGAGAUACUGUGGCCUCCCCAGGAGAGAAUGCUUAUCCCUUUCCUGCACCAGCCUUUUCAUGUUGGGCAUGAUAACGAUGUAGAUUAUCCCCCCCCCCCCCCACCCAAGAUGGCACCCAAGUGUUUGGCUCCUGGCUGCCUAAAGUUUUUUUUUAAAAAUCUCUAGGUUAUUGGUAUUUGAGAGAAACACUAUUCAAAAAAAUAAUCUAAUGGCAAAAGCACAACAAAAUGGGACAUGGUAGGGGAAAUGGCUCUCAACAGCCCCCCUGUUGGAUCUUUGGGGGUUAGAAGAGGGAAGGAACUUAGCGAUGCUUUUGCUCUGAGGCAGGGGGCUUCUUAGAUUCUCCCAUGCUCCACCUUUCCCUUUACCCAGUCUGCUGUGUGGAAACCCGGAAGUGAUGGAGAGAAACCAACCAGAGAAAACCCUGUCUGGAAGGAAUGUAUUUGUUGCUAAAUUUUGUAGCACUGUUUACAGUUUUCCUCCAUGUUAUUUAUGAAUUUUAUAUUCCGUGAAUGUAUAUUGUCUUGUAAUGUUGCAUAAUGUUCACUUUUUAUAGUGUGUCCUUUAUUCUAAGCAGUAAAGUGGUUUUAUUUCUAUCACACAA